UUGGAAAUUCUCAAGAAGCUUCAGUUUGCGACAGCCCUCCGAGCACCGCUAGCUCCCAGCCAGACGUCUCGUAACCCCCGACGAUCCCUCUCCUCCUCGGAGGCCGAAUCUUACACGAUGGGCUGGUUCGACGGCUGGUUCAGCUCCAACACCUCCUCCUCCGACCCCCUCAAAUCCCUCGACCCCAAGCUCCGCGAAUUCCUCGAGCGCGAGUCGCCUGUCAAAGUACAGCAAGCCGCCGUCCAAGAAGCCGAACAAGCCUUCGCAGCCGCCAAGGCAGCAGCAGAAUCAGCACAAGCACAAGCACAAAUAUCCGCACAAACACAAUCAUCACAGAAUGCGGACCCUUCAAGGCCAAAAGUGCCCAAGGAGAGCCUCUUCCAGGACGGCAGGUACGCGCACCUGUGGAAGACAUACCGCCCGUACGCCGAGGUCGAGGCCGAGAGCAAGACGGACCACGAGAAGCUGAUGGACGUGCUGGACGGGUACAAGCAGCGCAAGCACAGCAUCGGGCGCGCGGCGCUCGAGAACUGCGCGCUGCAGCAGGAGGAGUGGGUGAACUGCAUGAAGAGCGGCGCGUGGGAGGACAGGAUGCAGAUGUGCAGGCACCAGGUGCAGAGGUUCGAGAGGUGCUAUACGAUGCAGACGAGAUUCCUGAAGGCGUUGGGCUACCAGUCCUCCUUCGGCCGCCCGGAGCAGGUGGAAGAAAACAUCCAGAUGCACGCCGACACGCUCUACCAGCGCAUGCUCGAACAAGAAAAGGCGAUCGAGGCGGCCAAGGCGGAGGGCCUUCCCCUGCCCAAGCUGGACCUCUCGAUACCCGCGGCGUCCGAGACGGCCGCGAUCCAGCCCCGGCCGGACCUGGAGAAGUCGUGGAGGGAGAAGCUGGAGCAGCUGCCGGAGGAGGAGCGGCCGGCCGAGGAGGCGGCGCUGCGGGCGGACCUGCAGGCCAAGGCCGAGGUGGCCAAGAACGUGCAGAAGCUGUGGGACGAGCAGGAGAAGGAGAAGCAGCAGCGCAAGGCGGAGGGCAAGGCCACCGUCAUGGACAAGAUCUCGGGGGCGUUUGGAGGAAAGUAG
Molecule: messenger RNA, 1077 nt
Organism: Colletotrichum karsti
Lineage: Eukaryota; Fungi; Ascomycota; Sordariomycetes; Glomerellales; Glomerellaceae
Exons: 2
Source: RefSeq, a predicted model, not a curated record